Messenger RNA from Epinephelus moara (kelp grouper), 2033 nucleotides. Its product is annotated as sodium/calcium exchanger 1-like. The record is from RefSeq and is a predicted model, not a curated record. Gene Ontology annotation, biological process: cell communication; sodium ion transmembrane transport; calcium ion import across plasma membrane. Bases 252 to 2033 code for a protein of 593 amino acids. The transcript is spliced from 2 exons. Gene Ontology annotation, cellular component: postsynapse; sarcolemma; axon. Gene Ontology annotation, molecular function: calcium:sodium antiporter activity. NCBI's taxonomy places the organism in Eukaryota, Metazoa, Chordata, Actinopteri, Perciformes, Serranidae.
GUGGUUUCAUGGUGACAGUGUUAUGAUCCGACUGUGUUCCUGCUUCUCGUCUCCACAUCAUCUGACAGGCUUUUAUUGUUUCACAGCAGGAGGACGCAGUGGACGCUUUAUUCACACUGUCUCUGUCUCCACCAUGAAAACUGUCCUCAGGGUUUUGUGGACAUUUUGAGACAACGUCCUGCUUUUGUUUUUUUCUUCUGUCAGAUACUGAAAGUGUUGGAGCGACGGUUUACGGGAGCUUGAGUGUCACCAUGAGCCGAGCCGGGACCUCGUCGCUGCUCUCCACCUAUCAGCUGCUUUUCUUGUCGACCAUCAUCUCAAUUGAAGUCCCGUACUGUGCUGCAGGAAGCUCGACCCUCACGUCCAACAACACGCUCAGCAACCACACAAAAUGUGGAGGAGGUACCAACUGCAUCGAAGGUGUCAUCCUACCAAUAUGGAAGCCAGAAAACCCGGCCUUCACCGACCGCCUCGCCAGAGCCACUAUUUACUUUGUAGGGUUGGCGUACAUGUUCUUGGGCGUGUCAAUCAUCGCUGACCGCUUCAUGGCGUCCAUCGAGGUCAUCACCUCCCAGGAGAGACAGAUCACCAUCAAGAAACCAAACGGUGAGAAGAUCACCACGACAGUGCGCAUCUGGAAUGAGACGGUGUCCAACCUGACCCUAAUGGCUCUGGGUUCCUCCGCCCCAGAAAUCCUCCUGUCGGUCGUGGAGGUUUGCGGUCACAACUUUGACGCCGGCGAGCUGGGUCCCAACACCAUUGUAGGAAGUGCUGCCUUCAACAUGUUUGUCAUCAUUGGCCUGUGUGUGUCUGUCAUUCCUGACGGAGAGACCAGGAAGGUGAAGCACCUCAGGGUGUUCUUCGUCACCGCCACCUGGAGCGUCUUUGCGUACACCUGGCUCUACCUGAUCCUGGAUGUCAUUUCUCCAGGUGUAGUUGAGAUAUGGGAGGGGCUGAUCACGCUCUUCUUCUUCCCCCUUUGUGUUGGACUCGCUUACGUGGCCGACCGCAGACUUCUUUUCUACAAGUACAUGUACAAGCGCUACAGAGCGGGGAAGCAGAAAGGAAUGAUCAUUGAAACGGAGGGCGAGCCGGAGCUCCCCUCGAAGGUCGACAUCGAAAUGGACGGGAAAAUGCUCAACUCCCACGGAGAGGAGUUUGAUUUGAAUGAGCUGGGCGAGGAGGAGGCCCGCAGGGAGGUGGCCAGGAUCCUGAAGGAGCUGAAACAGAAACAUCCUGAGAAGGAGAUGGAGCAGUUGAUGGAGCUCGCCAAUUACCAAGUUUUAACCCAUCAGCAGAAGAGCCGGGCUUUCUACCGCUGUCAGGCAACCAGGAUCAUGACAGGAGCGGGCAACAUCCUGAAGAAGCACGCCGCUGACCAAGCCAAGAGAGCCAACCAGCACGAUAUCUGCUCCGAGGUUUCACUCAACGACUUCUCCUCCAAGCUGUUCUUCGACCCCGGUACCUACCAGUGUCUGGAGAACUGCGGCAGCGUAGCACUCAACGUGGUGCGGCGUGGUGGAGACCUGACGAGCACAAUCUCAGUGGAUUACCGGACUGAAGACGGGACCGCUAACGUCGGCUCUGAUUACCAGUUCACCCAAGGAACUAUUGUGUUCAAACCAGGCGAGACUGAAAAGGAAAUCCGCAUUGACAUAAUUGAUGAUGACAUCUUUGAGGAAGAUGAGCAUUUCUUGGUUCACCUCAGCAAUGUGAGGGUCACAUCUGAGGGCGCCGGCUCAGACGAGCGCGAGGCAAACCACGUGGACUCCCUCGCAAGUUUGGGUCUGCCGUGCACGGCUACCGUCACAAUCUUUGAUGACGACCACGCUGGGAUCUUUACGUUCGAGGAGCCGGUGGUGACGGUGAGCGAGAGUGUCGGGGUGAUGGAGGUGAAGGUGAUCCGGACCUCAGGGGCUCGCGGUGUCGUGGUGGUGCCGUACAAAACCAUGGAGGGGACGGCUAAAGGAGGCGGCGAGGACUUUGAGGACACACACGGAGUCCUGGAGUUUGAGAACGAUGAGAUCUUGUAA